This is a messenger RNA of Nasonia vitripennis (jewel wasp), 909 nucleotides long. RefSeq lists its product as uncharacterized. The coding region runs from base 323 to 670 and encodes 115 amino acids. Gene Ontology annotation, molecular function: protein binding. NCBI's taxonomy places the organism in Eukaryota, Metazoa, Arthropoda, Insecta, Hymenoptera, Pteromalidae. The record is from RefSeq and is a predicted model, not a curated record. The transcript has 3 exons.
CCGUGCGUGUUUACCGAAUGGUCCUACCGAGCGUCAUUGCCUAAUUCAACGAGGCCCAUAAAACUGACGUUAGCUCGCUUUGACCGACGCUCACCUGCGCUCUCGCGCAUAGCGCGCUAUAAGAGCGUCGAAUAGAGGGGGGAUAAGUAGACGCACGGACAGGAUAUAAUACAUUCGGAGACGCUGGCUGUAUUAUGCUUAUAAAAGCGGCGAUAGCGCGCCGCAGAAUCCAGUCUUGCUUCGGUACAACUAGAGAGACGCUCGGCUAAAGUUUGUUGUUGUUAUUAGUGUUGCUGUACUGAUAGAAGAUACACGUUGCAUCAUGAAGCUCGCGUUCGCACUUGGAGCCGUCCUGCUGGUCUGCCUGGUCUGCAGCAUCGAAGCCGGCCCUACGGAGAAGCCCGUGACGACAGCCAAGCCGACAGCCUCGAAGGAAGUUAAGGAUGCGAUAAAGAACGCCAAAGAGGCGAAGAAGGCCAAGAAGGACUGCCUCAAGAGCUGCCCGACGGAUUACGUUCCAAUUUGCGCCCACGAUCCAGCCAACGCCAGCUUCAAACCCAGGACCUUCGGCAACCAGUGCGUCCUCGACACUCACAACUGCGAGAUGGGAACGAAGCUCGUCAUGAAGAUGAAGGGUGAAUGCCCGGGAUCCGACGGAGUCAGACUGUAAUCGCCCUCGACGACUGCUUCGCGCGCAUCGAUGUAUCUAAGUCACGCAUAAUAAACGUUGUUUAUACUCUGCGAGCUGUCGACCCUCCUAUUCUCACGCAGUGCAUUUCGUUGUUCUUUGUUUUUUGUUUUUAAUUAUUCAUACGAUGUAUACCUAUAUGACUUGUAAUAAUCAUUGUGUAUAAAAAGCUUCAUUAUAUACCGUAAAGAAGAUAAACCCGUAAUCUAACUAUAUACUUA